Molecule: messenger RNA, 306 nt
Organism: Colletotrichum lupini
Lineage: Eukaryota; Fungi; Ascomycota; Sordariomycetes; Glomerellales; Glomerellaceae
Exons: 2
Coding region: 1-306 (101 amino acids)
Source: RefSeq, a predicted model, not a curated record
AUGGCCCCCAACUCCCAUCCCGGCGGCGGACAAUGGGUGAAAUGUCGCACGUGGCUUCGAGCGCACCCGGGCACUGCAACUUCAAAUCGCAUCCCCGUUCAUCUCGUCCCAUCUUACGGAUACGCCUUCAACAACGACAUCUCUUCAAAAGCAGCCUUUACGGAGUACAACCAUCUUAUCAGAGGCAAUGCGAACAUGUUGGCACUCAAAAAAUACACGAGAACCGCAGAGACUAGUCUGCCCAUCGAAAAGCCUGAUUUAGACUUUGCAACAGGGCUCAAGGCACUAUUGCGCUGCAUCCGCUGA